Geodia barretti is the source of this 966-nucleotide messenger RNA. Lineage: Eukaryota; Metazoa; Porifera; Demospongiae; Tetractinellida; Geodiidae. The record is from the annotation of a GenBank genome assembly.
GGAGGAGGAGGAGCCUGAAGAGGGAGUUGCAGCAGAAGCUCAACUCAACGAAGAGUUUGAAAUGCAGAAGAUAUCCGAAUACACAGACCCAGAGAAUUGGGUCCAUCAUAUUCCAUACAUACUUCCCCAGGGGCGGACAGUGUGGUGGAAUCCGUCCCAGAAAGCCGACGAUGAACUGGUGGAGGACGAGGAGGAGGAGGACGAGGAGAAGGAGCAGCCAGAGGAACCAGAGCCAGAGACAGGACCCUCUCUUCUCUCUGCCAUCUCUGCCGACGAAAAAGUGAACGGGUUCCCGGCGUGGAGUCUUCGUCUCACCUCCAAUCUGGUGCCUCAGUAUGCCGCGGCUCUUGCCUCCUCAAACCUCUGGCCUGGAGCCCAUGCCGUCGCAUACAAGAAAACGUUUGACAAUGUGUAUAUUGGGUGGGGGUUGAAGUACAGUGCGGUGCCGUUUAACCCCGAGUUGCCUCCACCGGUGCAAGAAGAGUUCCCAGCAGGACCUGACAUCACAGAGACUACAGACCCAAUGGUGGAGCAGGAAGAAGCACUCCGCAAGGCCCAGGAGGAGGCUCAGGAGGCAAUGGAGGGAGAGGGAGGAACCUGAGGAAUCAGACGAAGACUAGAAGAGGGAGCCCCCUUCAUUAGCCAUAUAUUAUUGCAUUCUAAGAGGACUCUGUCACCACUCACAAUGAACCCUAUGCACACUAUCACAUACUGCAGUUAUAAUAGAACAGCUCUUGAUACAAACAAUGCACACUGUAUAAUGAGACUCUGGAAGGUAUUAGGAGUUUGAAGGAGCAUCUGAUGUCCGCUUCUUCUCCUCCAGCUCCUUUCUCCUCAUCUCUGUGACCUUGUUCAGGAUGGUCACCGUGCUCUUGAUCUCUGCUCUCUCCUUCGCCCGAUUCACCCUGCACAGCUCCCUAAUGGGUCAGGCCAGGAUCCUAGUCUAAGGCGAGAAUAACAGCAAAC